GAGCCCACGGGGUGUCACUCCUCCGGGAUGACCUCAACCUCGGUCCGAGCCUGGCGCGUCACUCGCUCCGGGCAUUCACGGAGCCUGGCCGCUCGCUGGGGCUGGACGAUGGGCAACGACCGGGACCCCUGAGCGACAUCAGCCCGCCGGGAGCUGCCCGUGGAGUGCAGACGAACAGACCAACUUCCUCCAGCUGCUGCCAAACUAAUCAAGGUUUCUUUUCCCGCCCUUCUCGCGCGCUCUCUCGCAGCGCCUGAGGUAGAAAGGAUGUCCCCGACUGGCUGGGAGGCCCUGGUGGCCCUGGCGACGGUGGCGUGCCUGGCGGAGGGCGUGCGCGGCGGCUACGGCCUGAGCAUGUUCGCCGUGCAGACGGCGCCGCAGCCGGACCCUUGCUACGACGAGAACGGGCAGCCGCGGCGCUGUAUCCCGGACUUCGUCAACGCCGCCUUUGGCAAGGAGGUGAAGGUGUCCAGCACGUGCGGCCGCCCUCAGGCGCGCUACUGCGUGCUGGCCGAGAAGGGCGAGGAGCGGAGCCGCACGUGCCACCUGUGUGACGCCGCCGACCCGAAGCGCGCCCACCCGGCCUCCUACCUGACGGACCUCAACAACCCGCACAACCUGACGUGCUGGCAGUCGGAGAGCUUCGUGCAGCACCCGCUCAACGUGACGCUGACCCUGGCGCUGGGCAAGAAGUUCGAGGUGACCUACGUCAGCCUGCAGUUCUGCUCGCCGCGCCCGGAGUCGAUGGCCAUCUUCAAGUCCAUGGACGGCGGCAAGACGUGGGUGCCCUUCCAGUUCUACUCCACGCAGUGCCGCAAGAUGUAUAACAAGCCCAGCCGCGCCGCCAUCACCAAGCAGAACGAGCAGGAGGCCAUCUGCACCGACUCGCACACCGACAUGCGGCCACUGUCCGGCGGCCUGAUAGCCUUCAGCACUCUCGACGGGCGGCCCUCGGCACACGACUUCGACAACUCGCCCGUCCUGCAGGACUGGGUCACGGCCACCGACAUCAAGGUGGUCUUCAGCCGCCUCCACACCUUCGGCGACGAGAACGAGGACGACUCGGAGCUGGCGCGCGACUCCUACUACUACGCCGUCUCCGACCUGCAGGUGGGCGGCCGCUGCAAGUGCAACGGGCACGCCUCGCGCUGCGUCCGCGACCGCGACGACAACCUGGUCUGCGACUGCAAGCACAACACCGCCGGCCCCGAGUGCGACCGCUGCAAGCCUUUCCACUACGACCGGCCCUGGCAGAGGGCCACCGCCCGCGAGGCCAACGAGUGCGUCGCUUGUAACUGCAACCUGCAUGCCAGAAGGUGCCGUUUUAAUAUGGAACUCUACAAAUUAUCAGGUCGCAAGAGUGGAGGUGUCUGCCUUAAUUGCCGGCACAACACAGCAGGUCGCCACUGUCACUACUGUAAGGAAGGGUACUAUCGGGACAUGACCAAACCAAUCACCCAUAGGAAAGCAUGCAAAGCAUGUGAUUGCCAUCCCGUGGGUGCAGCUGGAAAAACCUGUAAUCAAACCACAGGGCAAUGUCCCUGCAAAGAUGGCGUGACAGGCAUCACUUGCAACCGAUGUGCCAAAGGUUACCAGCAAAGCAGAUCUCCCAUUGCCCCCUGCAUAAAGAUACCCGUUGUUCCUCCCACCACCAUGUCCAGCAGCACAGAAGAACCUGCAGACUGUGAUUCAUACUGCAAGGCAUCCAAAGGGAAGCUGAAGAUCAACAUGAAGAAGUAUUGCAAGAAAGACUAUGCCGUCCAGAUCCAUAUCCUGAAAGCAGAUAAAGCUGGAGAAUGGUGGAAGUUCACUGUCAACAUCAUCUCUGUGUACAAGCAAGGAACAAACCGGAUACGGCGUGGGGACCAGAUCCUCUGGAUACGCUCCAAGGACAUUGCCUGCAAGUGCCCAAAAAUCAAACUCAUGAAGAAAUACUUGUUGCUGGGCCAUGAUGAGGAUUCUCCUGAUCAAAAUGGCAUCGUAGCAGACAAAAGCAGCCUUGUGAUACAGUGGAGGGACACAUGGGCUAGGCGACUGAGGAAGUUCCAACAACGCGAAAAGAAGGGGAAGUGCAAGAAAGCCUAAGGGGAGGCCUGGAGAUGGGAAGGGAGACUGCACUUCCUGCUGUGUGUUGUGACUUGGAGCAGAUGCGGAUGAGAUUAGGGUCACUGGCAAGGAACUCUUUGCAGAUUAUGUGACUGCAGGGGUGGGGGCGGGGGUGAAGGAGGGGCUAAUAACUUCUGUGAGACAUGCCAAUUUUGCACCUCAUAAUACAGGGAAACCACAAAAAUGUGAGAAAACAAGUUUAGAGAAGGCCAGCCACGUGAGACUACUCACCAUAGUAAGAAAUGUUAGGUCAGUUGCUAGUUCCCAUCAUCCCCUUUGAUUUGCCUUUUCUCUCUCUUUUUCUCUGUCUGAUCAGAAGAAUGACCAACUGCCUUAUGCUUGCUAACAUCAACCAGUCCCAAAGUCUAGGCACAGGAAAAACCUAACCUGUCAUCGAAACAAAUGUAUAAAGAGACAUUGAUGAUGGACAGAAAUUGACCUCUGAAUACCCCCCCCCAGAUUAAAUCAUGUCCUUACUGGUAGGAAGGAUGGAGGGUAUGGAUAGUGGCCUGAAACAAGAUUACUGGGGCUACAACUACAUGAACAGCAAACAGUCAGACUGACCAGCUCUACCAUUAUCUACUAUGCAGCAUGUAAUGGACUGAGUCAGGUUUUCAAAAGAAGCUCAUGAAAGAUUGCUUAGAUAUAAGCUAUGAUGUUGUACAUACCCUACAUGCAGAAUAGUCAGUAGAGGUGCAUGCUCUUCUGAAAAUGCAGCCUCAGACUAAGUUUUUAUUGCCCAACUUUAAAAAGGCACUCCGUUAAGGAAAGAAAGCUGAGAGCUGUUAAGUAUCUCCACAGAGCAACUGAAACAAUAGAUAUUUACUUACUAGAAGUGUCUGGAAACAUCACUGCCACCAUCAAUCUAGUGGGUGACCUAAAGAAUGAGUCAGAUAUAAAUGACUAGCCUUGGCUCUUUAGGAAAUGUCCUUGCACUGCUGCUUUUGUGAAUAUAGCCCCACACUGAGACCAAUGGACUUCUUUUUCUUUUCGCAUUCGUGAGGACAUGAAAUAAACACUGCCUAUAGGCAUCCAACUAAGUAGUAAUAACUAUUCUUCAGACACCCCAUUAGAUCUCCAUUUCAAUCUGCAGAAAGCAAAGGUUACCUUUUUUCUUCUUAGAUGGCACCACACACUCCACUAGUUUUGUGUCUCUCCAUAGCAAUAGUUAUUAAUAUCUCAAUACAAGAUCCAUUCAGUGCUUCCCCCUUUACCAGGAGGGUUUCUGAGCUGGAGAUAGUCCUGCAUGCUGUAGUGUUUGUAGUGACUGAAUUGACCAAGAUUUGUACCUUGCCUGCUCCAGAUAAUACAAGGGGGGGAAAUAUACCACAGAAAAAAAGCUUUACCGCUGCUUACAUGGAGCAAUUAGAUUCACAUCAGACAAGGUAAGUCCUGUUUUUAAGAACCCAAUGUAGCUUUGAUUUCAUACUAGUAAGUUUUGAGGCCAGUAAUGUACUUGAAAUGAAGACAUACCCCUCAAACACCCCUACAGCAGUUCUCUGCGCUUUUUAAAAAAGCUAGGUGGUGGUUUCAUUUCCAUUUGAAGGAGCUUUUUGUUUCAGCUCAUGCAACUCUUCCAUUGCCCCUAACUAGCAAACGAGAACUGUCUGGGCAGCCAGUUCACAUGUGAGCUCAGGGAUGCCUGCCCUGCAAAACACAAACUUCCCCAAGAUGUUUCCUACUAGGAAAUUUGGAAACAUCCUUUUAAUGACAUUUUCCAGUGGUUUGGCCUUGUUUUAUAGCAACUGACAAUAUUUAUAUAAUUACAUAAACUACCAUAACACAAACUAGUGCACAAAUAGGUGUAAAGGGGUGAGAUGCCAGGGAAGUGGAGAAAAGGGGGAACAGGAGUCAGGAUCCCUGGCUGAAGGAGUGUGGGGGUAGUGAAGUGCUCUGACUCAACUGCUCUGUACACUUUUGAGAGUUUCUGGACUCUCACUUCUUUAAAUGAGUUUAGUUGCUGAAAAAGAAACAUACCAUUUAUCAGUGUUGUUCAAAAGCAAUUCUCAUGUUAGACCCAGAGAACGUGGUUUCCCUACCAGUAAACUGGCAAAAAGCCAAGCCAACAAGGCAACUAAAACAAAAUUCAGGGCUGAAUGAAAAAUGUUUUUCUUGUUUCAGCCACACAUUGCCCUGAUCUACUCAUCCAGUGAAAUUAAGUGGCAGAAUAGACAAUAGGAUUUUAUAUUUUUGAGUGAUCCCCUCCUUAAAAUGCUCCCUGAAAGCAGAAAACUAUUAGGAGGAAGGGCUAGAACCCUCUUCCUGACAUGCUAGUUUGUUUUUGUUUUUUCUUGUAGGGAAUUUUGCAUGUUGAGCGGUAUUCAGAACUGGCAUUUCUCCACCUGCAGUGUGAAGCAGUAUAGUCCAUUUUAUCACCACCGUAAUCUACCACCUAAUUCUGCUGCAUGACUAAAAUCUGUAACUUGAAAAGGCACUUCUUCAGGAUAUAUUUUGUACAUUGAUUUGUCUGAUGAGGAAUUGUUCCCUGAGUUCAUGUGGAACAUUACUGAUCCUUGUUAGGUCUAAUCAAAAGAGCUCAUUGGAACAUACCCAAAAUUAUUCCACUUGCUCUGUGUAAUGCAAUGGAAGAGGCUCCUCUUAUUAAAAGAACCCCAGGAUUCCUAGGACCAGUUUGAAAACCACUGCUCAAAGCUCUUUUUUCAAACACCAACCCUUAUGCUAGGAACAGGUUAAAGAAUAGGUGAAUGAAAGAACAGCCUGUGGAAUCAGAGCUUUGAUGUGGAUUCUGAAUGCAGUCCCACCAGUGAGAAACAUCAAUGGUGAGGUAGCUACUCCUGUAUGAAACAUUCUUUCUUCGGGCUAAAGCUUGAGUGGAAACCCUCUGUUUAGUUUCACUUUUGCUAUUGUUAACAACAUCUGUUUUCUGGCAUGCUUUCAAGUGUCCCUCUCAAAAAUUCAUCUAUUUUUCAUUCAGAGCCUAGACACGAAAGAGAACUCAGAGCUGUGCAAAAGGCCUCAUUUUAAAAAAAAAUCCAUGGAAUUGUGAGCUAGCCCACAGGACUGAAGGCAGCACUGGGCAGGGCUAUUAUGAGUCACAUAGCCCAGGGAAGAGGGCUUAUAUAGAUACUCUGCCUAAUCUUUAAUUUGCACAGGCUUAGAAUUUUCUCUGAGCUGUGCUCUGUGGGCUAGCUCAGGGACUUUCUUUAUGUCUUAAGUCACUGCGGGGUGUGUGUGUGUGCUUUUGUCUGAGCUCUAAUUAGGACCGAAGACUCUACUUCUGAUUUUCAUGUAAUGUGCUGGGCAGCCUGAUUUGAUUGCGCAAGUUCCAGCACAAAAAUAAAAACCCAUGAAAAUUCAGCUCAGCCCUGCCAGCGUACCCUUCCUUGACACAUACCUCUCUAUCCUGGCUUUCAAUUGUGGAAUUAUCUGGCUACAAAAGCCUGUUCUCUCAAUACACAUCCUGGUGCAAUGCUAUUCUCCCGUGACAGUGACUUUGCUUUCCAGUCCAGCACCCUGACUACACAGCAGCACAUCUGGCUGCAGUCCUCUGUGAGCAUUCAGGAGGCUGUUUUAGGUUUGGUUUUGGAAGUUAGUAUUCAUAACCACUAAAUAAUUCCUAAAAAUAAUGUUUACAAACAGAUACCCUCAUUGUGUGUCCAAUCCCCUUUAGAACAGCUGGAAAAUGGCCUGGCGUUCCAUAAUGGACAUUGAUAUCCUGGAAGCUCUAAAGGGGGAUGGGGAUACCAGAUAGCAAAUGAGGUGGGGAAAUUACAGAGAAAAGCAAGAAGGCUGACUGUAGAGAUAGUACAAAAUGUAAACUAGACUAGAACUCAGAAAUUAUAUAUUAACCAGAAAUACAAUAUUUUAGAUUUUAAAACAAUUUUCAUCCCUCCACAAAUUAGUAAGAAAAUCCUUUUCUAUGUAUAGUGUCAUCUAUACUGAGAGGCAUAAGUGCUUGUUUUGCACACCCCACAUGUAAAGAAUACACGUUCAUAGGUAGUCUAGGUAUAUUGCAGUGGGCAUAUAUAAGAGAAAGAAUUUCAGCUCCAGUCGGCAAACCACAAAAUAAAGAACUGCAUGUUUUGGGGAUUGCCUUAUUUCCUAGAACCCCUCCCCCUUCUUUUCUAAGACAGAAAUAUGUCAACACAGCCUCUACAUACUUUGGGCUGUUUUUUGGUACAACCUCAAGUUGUGCUACUCUAUCAAGUGUACAUAGGAGCUAGCAUGUGUCCAGGAUCAUGUCAUAUAUUUAGGGUUGUAAUUUUUAUUUGGUGGCCAACGCUAGCUAGGCAAUCUUGCGUAAGGGUUGAGAUCAAUAAUGCUUUUGUUUUGGUUUCACAACCAAAGUCUAAGGAACUAGAACUGGGCAACAGCAGUCUAACAAAGAUGGUGGUUUAGGAAGCAGAAUGGCAAGCUGUAAUUUUCCACACUUUCACUUAGAAAGUAAGGACAAUGCAGUCUUAAAAUCUAAAGAAAUCAUUCUAUUUUUGCCGUUGAGGAAUUAAGCAAUGCUACCACCAAGCAUAAUAUAUAAAUGAAUCUCUUACAAUAUAAAUUGGUGUCUUGCACCUGCUCUAAGAGUAUCACACAGUAGUGGAUUGCCAAGACUACAUGGGUAAUGCAAAAUGCUAAAGUCAUCUUGAGAAACAUUCCAAGCUCUAUGAUGACAGGGUAAAAGGGCAACACAAAACAUUCUGAUAUGCAGCUGAAAUGCCAAAACAAUCACCAUUCAUGAGUAGCACGGAACAAAACAUUCUCCCCAUUUUUUUCUGUUUCAGUUGGUUCAUUAUAUGUUCAUUGCCUUGAUUGCCUUCACCUUUUUCCCAUUACACAGAAAGAACCCAAUUGUGUUCUGAUUAUUCCUGUUAAUAUCAUGAAUUGUAAAUGUUGUUUAGUUAUAACUAUUACAUAUAGUUUGGGGGCAAUAUUUCUUUACAAUGCAUACUAAUAUAUUAUGGUUAUAUAUAUGAAUAUAUUUAAUGACAAGAGGGAAAAAAGUUGUGCAUUUUCUUACUCCCCCCCCACCCAUUUUCUUUUAUUUGUUAGAUGGACUGAUAAUUGAACCAGGAGCAACAUGUAACUGUGCAGAAUCCACUUGAUAGGACUAAAUCCAGACAUUUGUCAAAUAAACUCUUGUAAACUUCUACUCCUCUUAUGCCAGCCUCUUCUGUUGCAUAAG
Molecule: messenger RNA, 7246 nt
Organism: Rhineura floridana
Lineage: Eukaryota; Metazoa; Chordata; Lepidosauria; Squamata; Rhineuridae
Gene: NTN1
Product: netrin 1
Exons: 7
Coding region: 268-2085 (605 amino acids)
Molecular function (GO): protein binding
Source: RefSeq, a predicted model, not a curated record